This is a messenger RNA of Rangifer tarandus platyrhynchus (Svalbard reindeer), 987 nucleotides long. The record is from the annotation of a GenBank genome assembly. Lineage: Eukaryota; Metazoa; Chordata; Mammalia; Artiodactyla; Cervidae.
AUGGCGGCGGCGGCGGCGGCGGCGGCGCGAGAAGCCUGGCAGGCGGCAUCUCCGCGGAGAAGGCGCUCGGCGGCUCGGCGUCCGAAGCGGAGGGAGGCUGCGGCGGCCGCUGGGACCCCGGGAGCCGAGCCCGAGGUGGAGGGCGGAGUCGUGCUUCGUCGCAUCCAGGAGGCCAAGGAGGACCUGGUUAUCUCUGACUUCUGGAGCUCAGCACUAGAAACCAUCACCGGGUGUCUCCAGAAACACCUGGAGCAGCUGAGGGCCCCCGAGAGGCACCUCUCGGAAGCCCUGGGACACCUGCAUCUCGACGCCCCCCCGGUGGAGGCAGAUACAGCCCCUGGCUCCAUCCUGGAAGAGACCCUGGUCCCAGGGACCUGCCGCCUCAAGUGUGUGUGUUACGGCGUCGGGAACUUCGCCAGCUGCGCCAUAGCUAGAAGCCAGCUGGCGUUUUUGCUUCUCCUCCUGGAGCGGUGCCAGGUUCCCAGGAGUCACUGCUGGGUGUACGACCCUCUGUUCAGUCAGCUAGAAAUCACGGUUCUCAGCGCCCUGGGCGUGGUGGUUCUCAGGGAGAACGAGGAAGGGAAGCGGAGCGUGUGCGGGGAGCCCACCGUCUUCUACAUGCCGCACUGCGGGACGGCACUCUACAACAACCUGCUGUGGAGGAACUGGUCGGUGGACGCCCUGUCCAAGGUGGUCAUCGUUGGCAACAGCUUCAGGGGGCUCGAGGAGAGGUUGUUGACAAGGAUUCUGCAUAAACAUUACCCAUACGUUGCAAAGAUUCUGACAGGCCUGGAGGAGGUGGUGUUCCCUCAGACCCCAAGGUACACGGACGCAUUUAACGACACCUCCGUCCACUGGUUUCCUGUGCAAAAGCUAACCCAGCUGCCCACGGACACUUGGGCGUUUCGGGAAGAGCCAGAUUACCAGGACUGUGAGGACCUUGAGAUCAUCAGGAAGAAGUCAGAGGAGCCUCCCGCGCUGACCUGA